AUGUCGCACGAUCAGAACGGAGCGCCGGCGCCGAGAGCAGAUGCCGAUUUCGCUGAAGCACUGAAGGAGCUUGCUCGGGGCGAGCAGACCGCCUCUGCGCUGGAAGGCCACCUCGACUCGCUGGAGAAGAAGAUCGAAGAGCUCCUGGCACAAGCCGAGAAGGCCGAGAAGGAUAUGCAGGCUGGCGCGUCCUCCAGCGAGAAGCCAGCUGGCAAAGAUCAAGGCAACAGCUCAUGA
Messenger RNA from Boeremia exigua, 237 nucleotides. RefSeq lists its product as uncharacterized. The record is from RefSeq and is a predicted model, not a curated record. The coding region runs from base 1 to 237 and encodes 78 amino acids. The transcript is spliced from 2 exons. Lineage: Eukaryota; Fungi; Ascomycota; Dothideomycetes; Pleosporales; Didymellaceae.